AUGACGAACAACCGAAGUGAGCGGGAGAGCUUGCAGCAGUCGGUAGUGGGAUCAAUAGUUUUAGCGAUUGAGGAGCUUUCAGGAGGGUUAGAAGGGGAUCAUGAGACGACAGUGGGUAUUGGGUUUAAUUUGUUAGAUGUUUUGAAGUCGGUUAAUAACCGGUUUGAGCUUUCUGUUGUUGAUGCUGGGAAGCGGCAGGAUAUAUUUAUUCCUGUUUUGGGGGCUAUUAUGGAGAGGCCAGACUUGGCUUCGCUUGAUUUGUUUGCGUGUUUGUUUGCUUAUUGUUCUGUGAUCAACGCGUUGCAGCCUCUUGUGGUGAGGUUUGUUCAGAUAUGGUCCAAGGAUGACUGUUUGAGAAGUUCGUUAUCUAGGAUGGCAGGAUCAGGGAGUGGUGGAAGGAGUACAGAGAAAAUAGGGUUUUAUUCUGUGAUAUCACAUUUAGAGAAUUUUAGUACGUUGCAUCAGAAAUCUCUUUCUUACCUGAAUUUGCAAUUGGAUCGAGUGCUUGUUGAUCAGUGGUUGCCGCUAUGGUCCAGAUACUUGAAACUAGGUGGGUCUAUUACCCUUCAUGAUUUCGUUAUCCAAGAAAGGUUAUUGCUUCGUAUUCAUGAUGAAUCUGUUCAAGAUUUUAUCAUUUCGGUAAAGUGCCGUAAUGUGGAUCAGUGGCGACAGCUUUCCGCAAGGAACUUGGGAUCGUGGAAUUACUUUAUCUAUAUGACGGCAAACAGGUUUUUGAGGUUUUCAGAUUCGCAAAUCAAUGAGCCCAAAUUCAAAGAAUUUGCAUUGCCCUUUUUGACCAAAUGUGUUGGGAACAAUAGUUUUACGUUGUUGCAUUCAGAUCCGAAAUUCAAGUUUCAGGUGUUAAUGGAAAUUUUGGACCAUUCUGAGAUGAACUUCCUACAAGAGCCACAUUUAACGAAUUUGCUAAAAAUUGCAUUGUCACAGUUUCAUACAAUUGUUCGUGAUGGCACAACAGAGGAUAUUACGAAGUUGCAUUUACAGUUAGGCGAACUAGGCACUACUCAAAGUUUGCCAGCUUUGAUCAAUAUGUUGCAGUUUGUUGUAGCACGAUUUUUGCUUAACGUUGGAAAUACCACCGAAGCAGGUGUCAACCAGCAAGUUGAUCUAGCUUGGUUCAAAAAACAUGACAAGUAUGUCAUCCCUUCUGGAUUUCACAGACUACUACCAUACUUGCCACCCAUAUCCAAAUCCUUGUUCACCUUUGACUAUGCAUCUGCGUAUUUGCCUUCUAAUAUAAUCACAGACUACUCUCAAAUUAUCACUAAUUUGCUGGAUUCAUUAACGUUAUUACUGUCAAUCAAUCACUCAUUAUUGGAGUUUUAUCAGGAGCUUCAACUGAAUUCCUUGCAUUUUGUGAAUUAUAGUGAUAACUACUAUGGAACAACGCCUGACAAUGAGGCUUUACAAGGUAUUGAAAAUGACACUUGCUUGCAGUUUAUGGAGCUAUACUAUAUUCCACUGAUUACUUCAUUACUUCUAUCUGAUCAGUUGUUGGAGUCCUCUGCAGAUUCUGCAAAGUUGGUUUCCCCAAAAUUGUAUCAAAUCAACGGCAGACUCAUUUUUACUCAUGUCUUAAAGUGUUUAGAGCAAUUGAUCGAAAAUCAUGGUAGUUCUGCGCUAUAUAACCUGCUUAAGUUUGUAUCCAUGAUAUCCAUUGAAGAUUUGACUAUUCAAAAGAAGUCCAUAUUGUUGCUAAACCAUUUAUUUUUCCACGGUGAUACCGAUCGUAUAUUGCAAUUGUGUCUCCAAAAUGAACUAACAACUCAGGCUUUGAACGACUAUAUUGGUUUAUGGAACGAUGGUAGUAGUAAUUACAAAUUAUUCUUUACUCGAGUCUUUAAAACAAAACAGCCUGAUGCAUCUACCGUCACAAAAACAUAUGGUGAACUUUUGAGAUUAAUACCAGAAUAUAAACCGCCCCCAUUUACUCCAUUAUCAGCCGUCCCAUUAUCUAUGCCAAUCCAUAAUGGAGCAUCGCCUCCAGAUAGCCUUAUGGUAGAUACCACUCCGCUACAAACACCAACAAUCAACAAGCCUAAAUUCAACACCAAUGCAACCUCAUUUAUUCCCCAAAAUAUUAACAUUACUACACCAUCAAGGCAUUCGCCCUCAAAUUCCGUCAAUCUACCGCCACAACCACCAUCGACUUUAUACACCUCUAUUCCUUCUCCCAUGCUUUUUGGGACUGGUCAUAACAAUACACCACAAUUACCAACACCUAUUACAGAUACUUACAGUUCCUCGAAUUCCUUCUAUAUCCCCCAGCAAACAGUGGUAAGACCAACACCAACCAGACAUAGUAGUUAUCCUUCAAUGCCCACAAGUAACUCCACUGCUUCAUCCGCAACCUCAAAUUCUACAGCAACCCCACAACAUCAAAGGACUUGGCAACCCCCUACGGGUACACCCACAGGCCCAUCUCCAUAUGGACAACAGCAACAGCAACAAUCGCCUUCAUUUUUGACAUCAGCAGGACCUGGGAAAUUGGUCAAUAGCGGUAAAAACUAUAUAUUAGGUGGGCACAACAGAGCAGUUAACAAUAGCAGAACGCAGAGUAUACACGUUGAUGAAUUUGAAAAGAUGCACAUGUAG
This is a messenger RNA of Eremothecium cymbalariae DBVPG#7215, 2613 nucleotides long. It is a transcript of the gene VIR1, whose product is annotated as Vir1p. The coding region runs from base 1 to 2613 and encodes 870 amino acids. The transcript has a single exon. Lineage: Eukaryota; Fungi; Ascomycota; Saccharomycetes; Saccharomycetales; Saccharomycetaceae. The record is from RefSeq and is a predicted model, not a curated record.